AUUUUACUUUCUAAUAUGACAAAUUUAACCAUUUAUCUUAUAAAAUUAGUAAGUUUUAGCCUCUCACCUUACAAAAUUGGAACAAUUGUGUCCAAUAUUAUUUGUGUUUGAUCUUGGGAAUCGCAAUGGAUGAGAGAAUGAGGGAUGUCGCUGAAGCGGGAGACAUUAAAGCCCUGUAUGCACUAAUUCAGGAGAAUUCAUUUGUUUUAGAGAGCAUUGAUAGAUUUCCUUUCGUUGACACUCCACUACAUAUAGCAGCCUUUAAAGGGCACAUUGAUUUUGCCAUGGAAAUGAUGAACUUAAAGCCAUCGUAUGCAAGGAAGCUAAACCCAACUGGGCUAAGCCCCAUGCAUCUUGCCCUGUUAAAUUGCCAAAUUCAUGUAGUACGUGAGCUCCUCAAAGUUGAUAAAGAUCUUGUCCGUGUCAAAGGGAGGGGCGGUUUGACUCCUUUGCAUUAUGCAGUGGAGAAGGGGAACCUGGAUCUUAUCGCUGAAAUUUCUUGAGGCUUGCCCCGUAUGCAUCACAGAUGUGACCAUUCAAGGCCAAAAUGCCAUACAUAUUGCGAUAAGCAACAACAACUUCGAAACUCUAGAACUUUUGGUUUGUUGGCUUGAAAAGAUCACUCACAAAGAUGCUGACAUUUGGUAUAAACAAGUCCUGAACGGGAUAGAUCGAGGAGGAAACACAGUUCUACAUAUAGCUGCAUCCAUUAAUCAUCCCCGGAUGAUAAGAUUAUUAUUAGCAUAUAAGAUGAUCUCCAAGAACGAAGUCAAUUUGAAUGGCCAAUCAGCUUUGGAUAUGUUAUCCGGUCAAGUUAACAGCAGCGAAACUGCAAACAUUCUUCGUCAAGCUGGAUGUCUAGAAGCCGAAAGAAUUCCUGCGCGUCAGACAUUAGCAGAGUCAUUGAGAACAAGAAUGUCUUGUUCACAGAAAUUACGAAGAACAAUGGUGCGCCAGAAUAACAUGAUAUCUAAUGACAUGAGGAAUGCUAUGCUGGUAGUAGCUGUAUUGAUCCUAACAGCAACCUACCAAACAUGUCUUAGUCCACCUGGAGGUGUUUGGCAGGGUAACUUAGGCGACCCAAUGCCCAGUCGCUUAGAUAUCAGUCCCUCAACUGCACCUUCCCCUCCCUCAAGAGUACUUUACACUCCCCCACCCCCACCUACGACCGAAUCCAAAUUUGGGACGCCCCUAUUCAACCCUACCCAAACUCGACCCCCACCUACGACCCCACCCCCACCCCCACAUACAAUUGUGAUGCCCGUAAUCAACCCUCCCCGACCUCGACCCCCACCUACAACCCCACCCCCACCUACGAGUGGGGUAUUCAACCCUCUACCCAACAAGGUUGCCACUGAAAGUAAGGUCGGGCUCUCAAUCAUGUCCACACCUAAUUUUAUAUACUUUUAUUUUAUAAACACUGCAACUUUCUUGACUACAACAAUCGUAGUGUUUUUCCUACUUUCUGAUAACACAAUAAACCUGCUUACCUUACCAGUCAUGUUAUUCAUUCUUUGCUACUUGCUGUCAAUGACGUACCUAGCUCCAUUUCAUUUUCCAAUUCCUUUUUCCUCUCCGCUUCAACCAUUUGCACCUAUUAUCGUUGCUACUCUGCUCUUCCUUGUUGUGUGUUUGCCUAAGUUUUUCAAUCUUAAUCUCCAAUAAAGGGCUAGUUUAAAUGUUUCUAAAAAGGAAAGUUAUUGCGCACUUGUAUUUGCAUUUUGCUUAAUGCUAGGUACGGCCAACGUUGCAGAAAUUUUUCAUGAAUGUGAAGGAGGAUUUGUAUCUUCUCCAAAUUGAAGCUAAGAAGGUAAGGCACUUCACUUUGUGUCAUUCAAUCCUUAUGAAUUAUCUUGUUCUUUAUUUGAAGUUCUCUGGAUGAGCAUGAAAGGAAGUAUAAAUGAUGGGUUCUUGACAUUUAUGUAUGAAAUAUAUAUUUUUUGUGUUGGUUGUUAUCAACAGAUAGAAAUGGGGAAUAUGCAUUUCUUGUUAUGGUUAACAAAGCGUAAGAUUAUUC
Molecule: messenger RNA, 2017 nt
Organism: Rubroshorea leprosula
Lineage: Eukaryota; Viridiplantae; Streptophyta; Magnoliopsida; Malvales; Dipterocarpaceae
Source: the annotation of a GenBank genome assembly